Tigriopus californicus is the source of this 1745-nucleotide messenger RNA. Its product is annotated as collagen alpha-1(III) chain-like. The transcript has 4 exons. The annotation marks the transcript as partial. The record is from RefSeq and is a predicted model, not a curated record. NCBI's taxonomy places the organism in Eukaryota, Metazoa, Arthropoda, Copepoda, Harpacticoida, Harpacticidae.
AUAGCCGGGCCAAAUGGGACGCCAGGUGCACCUGGCUCAAUAGGAGUUGAUGGAUCUCCAGGUCCUCCAGGGGCCAGCGGAGGUUUUGGUGGCGUUGGUCCAGCGGGACAACCAGGAGUAUCUGGUACAAUUGGAUCCAAUGGUCAAAAUGGUCAAAAUGGUGCUCCUGGAGUACGAGGUCCAAGCGGGAUAUUUGGUGUAAGUGGAGCAAUUGGAAUACCUGGAAGCCCGGGUAUCUUGGGCGUGUCUGGCAAGGACGGGGAAGUUGGUAUUACGGGCAUAGCUGGUGCGUCGGGGACGCCAGGUGUGAAUGGAUCGCCAGGUCCACCUGGCCCCCCUGGGUCAAUGGGGCCGCCAGGAAGCAAUGGAAAAGAUGGGCAAAAUGGCGCUAAUGGAAAAGACGGGCCCAUGGGAGAUCAAGGCCCACCAGGAGACUUUGGUUCAAAUGGUCCUACAGGAUCAAUGGGCGUUGCUGGGAUCAACGGAGUUGCAGGUGUCAGUGGCUCUGAAGGCCUCCCUGGAGUUGCUGGUGCAUCUGGACAACCAGGCAUUGCUGGAGUAAAUGGAUUGCCUGGUGCUACUGGCCCAGCGGGGUCCCCAGGAGCCCCUGGACCUCAAGGAGCCAUCGGACCUAAUGGAUUGAAUGGGAAAGAUGGUUCAGAUGGGCCUCCCGGAGUGGUAGGAUCACAAGGGGGUGUUGGGGCCAUUGGAGCGUCAGGACCUGUUGGACCCUUUGGAAACCCUGGGCCGGAUGGGGCCAGUGGUCCAUUUGGCAUGCCUGGGAUUCCCGGUGUUCCAGCUCCUGGAUCCCCCGGUUCUGGAGGUGACGGAGGCGGAGGUUCGACCAUAACUGGAAAUUGUAACGGAAUGAACAAUUGCAAUACUGAGAUUAUCCCCACCACUACUACUACAACUCCACCCGAUUGUGACGGCCCUGAAGUCACAAAAUUUGCUAACACACCAACGGAAACAGACACAACCACUUUGUAUUUGUCUGACGAAGAAGUAUCUUUUGAUGACGCCAAAGCUCAAUGUGAUGGUGCUGGCGACGGGUUCUUUCUAGCCACAUUGACCGAUCAAGAGGAAGCAGAUAGUGUUUUUGGCGUCACCGGAAUGAUGCAAGUGUGGGUGGGACUAAGGUCUGAUAUUAUGGUUAACUGUGACAACGAAGAAUGUAAUGGUCAAGUCACAUGGGAAGGUGGUAAAGGCGACUACACGCACAGCGAUUUGGGAUACAAUAUUCAAUUUAACAGCGGUGGUCCUUCUUGCAUUCGAACAAGGACGGGAAGACUGACUGAUGACCCAUGUUCAGCCACGCGCAAAUUUCUGUGUCAAAGGGAUAAACCGGAUGGUUGUCCUCUCAUGUAGAGAGCUAGCUCCCUUUGUUAUUGGUUGUGUUAAGAAUUUUUGGCAUUCAAUUGCUAAGGCAUCAACCACAUCUUCCCAAUUUCACGUGUCUAUUUAAAUGUCCAAUUAAAAAAGAAAACUACAAUAUUGUUCACUAAGGUAUUAAUCAUGCAUCACGAGGGUGCGAAAAAAAGCAUUUAAUUCUGGGAUUGGGAUGAAUAUCAAGUUGUUCGAGACAUGGAGUUUCGACUUAGCUUAAUAUGCAGGCCUCGUGUGCCCCCUACUCCUCCAUAGAGGAGCCAAAAAACCAGAGGAGGUUUUGAGACAUAUAUUGAGAUUUUAUGCCAGUCGCAAUACACAAUACAAGAGCUAAAAACUAAGGCCGAGUUCAAUCUAUU